CUCGAGUCUCCCCCAAAACCCAUCUCUUCCCCCCCCAUCAUAUCCCAUCAUAUCCUCCCCAAUUUCAUCUCUUUUUAAUCUCUAGCCCUGUUAGUUCUUUCCAUCCACCCACCAUCGAUCUAUUCAAUCCCUUCGUCGUGAACAUGGGUCGUACCGUCGACCAGGAAGUUCACGCGGCGUUCGUCGAGUUCCGCGCCAAGGAAGACGAUAAGUGUCUCUCCGUCCAGUGCAUCUACUGCCAGCAGGUUCGUGCGAAGAACACGUCCCGCCAGAAGCAGCAUCUCCUCGAGUGUCCCGGUCUGCGUGGCCACGCCAAUCCCCAGGCCCAGUCCCAAUCCACCCCCAACGGCAUCACCGCGACCAACGGAUACCCUCCCACCCCGAAUGGCCCCGCGGCCACCGCACCAGGCGCUGGCCCGGGCCCCGGUGCCCUGCCCACUCCCAAUGGGCCCAUGAUGUCCAACGGCGUCAAUCCCCAUGCCACCCCGAUGCAGACUCCGCUGCAGAACAUGCAAGGCCGUGCCUCGCUGCCCACCACCGCUCCCACGGGUGCGCCCUCCGCCUCCUCGGCCUCUCAGCAGGCACAACGGACCACCCCCAAGUCGUCGUCCAAACCGAAGACCUCCUCGACCAGUCUCCCCGCCCCUCCGUUAGAUGACGUACAUGCGGCGUUUGUCGAAUUCCGCGCCAAGGAGGAAGACAAGUGUCUGUCCGUGCAAUGCAUCUACUGCCAGCAGGUUCGCGCCAAGAACACCAGCCGACAGCGUCAGCACCUUCUUGAGUGUCCUACCUACCUCAGUGUUAUGAAGGACUCCAUCCCCGCCAACAACCUGCUUCACACAUUCCCCGAAGGCGACGUGGCGCGUUCGCUGCAGAUCCCGGCGCCCUCUCUGGAGCUGGACUUCCGGAUGAGCAUUAAGAUGAACCCCAAGGUCGCCGUGGGACAAAGCAUUUGGGGUCAGAGAGACUGGGUGACCUUUAUUGGGGGGCAGUGGGCCGGCCGGUGGGGCAAGGGUAUCGUUCUGCCCGGAGGACAAGAUUCCCAGAUCGUGACGCGAGAGUCGGCUACGAACCUGCAGGCGAACUACCUGCUCCAGACCGCUGACGACCCGCCCGCAUUCAUUGUCGCAAAGACCCAAGGAUGGUUGACGGGGGCCAAGGACGUGUUGGACAAGGUCAACGACCAGACUUCGGCAGACACGGUCAACCCCAACACGUACAAGUACCGCGUCUGUAUCUCGAUGGAGACCGGGGACGAGCGCUACGCGUUCUUGAACACGCUCAUGUGGAUCGGCAGCGGGUGCCGCCGGGGCCAAGAAGUGAUCUUUGACUCGUUCCGCGUCAACUGAUGUGUUACGAUUGCGCUUUUGUUUGUCCGUUUUUGAGCGAGUAAUAUGUGUUUGAUGGGGAAAUUGAUCUCGUCGGUUGCGCAUCAUUUCAGCUUGGUCCUGACAUCUUUGUCCAGCGCUUCCGUCUCCAGGCGUGCCCACAUACGCAUGGAGUGGCCGGGGCCGGUCACUGACCUUGACUAUUUUAUUUCACUUCUUUACAUGUGUAGGGUAUUCGGUUUCCGGUGCAAUUUCUGAGCUUCGUGUUUUAUUUCGUUGGUCCUUUAGGCGGGAUACCUGUAUCUGUAACCAGA
This is a messenger RNA of Aspergillus candidus, 1642 nucleotides long. Its product is annotated as DUF3237 domain-containing protein. Lineage: Eukaryota; Fungi; Ascomycota; Eurotiomycetes; Eurotiales; Aspergillaceae. The transcript is spliced from 5 exons. The record is from RefSeq and is a predicted model, not a curated record. The coding region runs from base 144 to 1349 and encodes 401 amino acids.